ACCUCCCAUGAGACACCCAGCAUCACUCAUUUUACUUGGGGGUCCACAUGGUUCAGGGGAUGUUGUGAAACUCCUGACAGGAUUGCUUAUCACUAGCUACAGAUUGAUGCACAGCUCUAUCUUUCAUGAGGCAGUGGAAAAGACAUCACAUUAAGUUAUCAGCAGAAUAAGAACAGCUUCCUAUUACCAUGGAUAAACAGUCCACAGUGGUGUUUAGAAAUGUGGGUCAACUCUACUUUCCCCAAACCAGAGUCGAGUGCCACUACAGUCUGAACUCUGACCAUCAGUGGAGCAGCAGUGACUGGAUUGGGAUUUUCGAGGUGGGCUGGUCUUCAGUGAAACAGUAUUAUACAUAUACAUGGGCUCUUGUUCCUGAAGGCUACACUGAGGGGACAAGCGUCAACUGCUGUGCACUUUUUCAGGCAUCCUACCUGCCCCGCCCCAGUGCUGUGGAGUAUGAGUUUGUAUAUGUGGAUAAGAUGGGAGAGGUGUGUGCCCGUAGUCGCUCCUUCACGUUUUAUGCUCCCAAGCCUCUGGAUGAGCUGGAGACUCUGAAAGAGGAACGAGACGAGGAGGACGGAGAAGAGGAGCUGCUCCUCGUCAUUCCCAGGGCUCAGCUGCUGCAGAGUCGACUGGAGGAAUGCUUAAAAAAACAAGCGGAGAUACAGCAGGCUCUGGACAUGACAAAGAAGGAGACAGAGAACGUGAAAGAGAGCAGCGAAAAUGCGAGGAUGGAGUGGGAGCGUGAAAGAGAAGCAAUGAGGGAGGAGAUCUCAGAGCUCAGAAGCAACAUCAGACAAAACUAUGAGAUGCUGAAGAAGAUGGAGGGAAAACACAAGGAUGUGAAAUAUAGUCAGGAAAGUCUAUCCUCUGAACUGAGUAACCUUAUGGCUGAAAAAGCUGAGAGUCAGCAGCGAAUCAAAGACCUGGAGGAGGAACUCAGGGUCUUGAAUGAUAGAGAGACAGAGGAAAACGUGGAACUGGAAAGGCUAAAGGAGAGAGUGAAGAAAAUGUCCAGUCAAAUGAAACACGAUGAGGAAAAGAGAAAGUCUCUGCAGGUGGAGAAUGAGGCUGCUCUGGUGGAGGUGCGAGGGCUGCAGGACCGUCUGGAGGCUAGUGAGCAUGUAGCUGAGAGCCUGCGCAGGGAGCUGAGGGAGCUUGGUGCUCGUCAGGGCCAUGCCCACACCGAGCUGCACCAAGCCCGGCUGCAAGUGGCCCAGCUCACCCUGCAGCUUUCUGAGGAGAACCUACUCCUCAGGGAGGAGCGUGCCAACUGGGCCCUAGAAAGAGAAGCAUACAAACAUGCAGCAGAAGCUGAUAAAAAGAAAAUACAAGAAUUGAGCUGUGAGGUGCAGAGGAAGGAGCAGUGGCUCCAGGAAGAGAGGAUGGAGAGGGAGAAAAUAGAACUAGAGCUUGGGAAUGAGAGACAUUGCAGCAGAGUGCUGCUGAGCGACACCAACCGAGAGCUGCAGGAGCUGAAGGCCAGCCUGAGGAAAGCCCAGAAAGAGAGAGAAGAGCAGCAGGUGGACAAACAGGACCUGUUGAACUGCAUUCAUCAGUUAGAGCAGAGGUUGGAAGUUGUGCCAGAAGCCAAAUCAAACGGAGAAAUGCCCAUGUGUAUCUCUCCUGGCUCUUCCUCUGAGGAUGACGAAGAUGCUUCCUCAGCUUCGCCCAGAUCCAUCUGUUCACCUCUUUUCCCAUCCACUCACCUGGAACAGCCCAACACAGCCGAGGUCCCUGCUGAGACACGCCCCCAGAACAAAGAAGACCCACCAGUGUCUGACACACAGGAUGUGAGGAGGCAGCACUGUGAGAACAGCGCUGGAGAAGGGAAGCGACUGAUCCUACCAGAACUUUUCAACAAGGUCAUGAGUGAUCUGGCUGACUACCCUAUGUGGUAACAUAAAGGAUGAUGCACGGCAAGUUGCUUGUUUACUACUGCAAUGCAAGUUCAUGUGGGUCAUAAGAAAUGUUGUGCUUAUUUUAUUGUUUUUCUGUAGCUAUUCAUGUAGAAAAUGACCUUCUUUAUAGUGUAUUCAAAGAAAACAUGUCACAAUUUUUAAGUGUUGUAAGUCUUAAUUGUCCAGAAUUGUAUUUGUUUUAAUAGUAUAAUAAUGUUUUUAUUACUGCUUUUGGAUUAAUAGAACUCAGGAAGAACACUAUGUGCUGAUAACUUGACGUUUGUCUUCAUAUGCUUCUCAUCUUCAUGCUCUUCUUUGGACUUUCAUAUGGAGAGUGUUGGUUCAGUUUAUUUUAGACUCCAUUUGUAAUUUCCUAGUAAGUCUAGCUAUUUAACUGAUCAUAGUGUGAAUAUGUCUUGCAAACAAAAAGAGAAAAAGAAAAAAAAAUGCUAUGAUUAGCUUGAAAUUAAUACAUUGCAUCUUGUUUUGGUGGCAUAUCAGCCCAUAACCUCUGCAUGUGAGUGUGAAUCCUGAAACCAUGUCAAUAGAGUGGGUGUGUGUUACAAAAGUGUGAAUAUGUUCUGCUGCAGCUUGUUGAUCACAGUCAGGCUGGAAGAACAUGAAUGUUAAUGUAUGAUAUUUUGGUUUUUAUUGAUCUGUUGGAGAGACGGGGCUCUUAAAUAAAAUAUGAUAAUAAAUACA
Morone saxatilis (striped sea-bass) is the source of this 2603-nucleotide messenger RNA. RefSeq names its product calcium binding and coiled-coil domain 1b (gene calcoco1b). Bases 189 to 1901 code for a protein of 570 amino acids. The transcript is spliced from 14 exons. Lineage: Eukaryota; Metazoa; Chordata; Actinopteri; Moronidae. The record is from RefSeq and is a predicted model, not a curated record.